Fusarium poae is the source of this 2385-nucleotide messenger RNA. RefSeq lists its product as uncharacterized. The coding region runs from base 1 to 2385 and encodes 794 amino acids. Lineage: Eukaryota; Fungi; Ascomycota; Sordariomycetes; Hypocreales; Nectriaceae. The transcript has 2 exons. Gene Ontology annotation, biological process: regulation of DNA-templated transcription; DNA-templated transcription. Gene Ontology annotation, molecular function: DNA-binding transcription factor activity, RNA polymerase II-specific; DNA binding; zinc ion binding. The record is from RefSeq and is a predicted model, not a curated record.
AUGCCUAAUCAAGCUGGACAAGGUGAUGACAAAUUACAUAUGUCCGGGAAAUCGGCGGACGAGCAUGGGAAUCCUUCCACUGUCAGCAAUUAUGACUUUAUUCCCUCUCGGACAAAGACCUUACUACCUACUCACUUUCAAAUUCCACUAUCGAAAAUGGGUGAUCACAUUUCAUUGGAUGACUAUCAACUUCUAACUACUUCCCGACCUUCGGAAAACGAAUCCGCACCAGCCCCGAAGCGGCGGAAACUCCGCAAAGGGACCCAGUCAUGCUGGGAGUGCAAGCGGCGGAAAGCAAAGUGCAUCUAUUCUGAUCAUCUUGGCAUUUGUGAUUCUUGCAAAAGGCGUGGAACAGACUGCGUUAGCCAGGAAGUGCAAGAAAACCCGCCUCCUAUAGGGAGUAACAAGCAUGUUGUUGAUCGUCUUGGAGAAGUCGAGGCCCUAGUACAGCAUUUGCUCAAAGCUUCACAAACAGAGAGACAGUCGAAUGAUAGCCUUGUAUCACCUGAGAGCUUGGAGUCAAGAAGACAAAGCCAAGAUGAUGAACGUUGCUCCAAUUCACCUACCACCACCCACACCAAUAUCGAUGUUGGCAGCGAAGAAUUACCCACGAAUAUCGUACCAAAUACUACACUGCAGCUAGAAGAGUCACUGUCACUUCAAUCAGAGGGUGAGCAUGGUGAUCUAUAUAAUGAGCUUGUGGCUACCUGGCCCAACCCAAACGAUAUGAAAAUCAUAUUGAGCCUUCCAGUCGAGCCUUCACAAAUCAUUCGCGCCCUCACUUGCGCGCCACCGAAGGACAGAAAUUCUCGUCUCCCGUCUCCUACCAAUCUUCUUCGAUUACCACCACGCGGAUCCCAUCCCGUCCUCGUGGCGCGAAAGAUGCUCGUAUUAGCUACGUAUCUCCAAGGAGUACCGAUAGCAUCAGAAAGAUAUCUUGACAAGCUCAGCAUCAGCUACGAGACCAUAAUGGCCCGAUUAGCCAAAAUCGCGCACGACAAGGUCACUUGCAACGACGAUCUUGUCUCCUCCCUCGAAGGCAUAGAGUGUAUAAUGCUCCAAGGCCUCUACGCGAACUACAAAGGAGAUCUUCGUCGUUCUUGGCUUGCGGCUCGCCGGGCGGUCACGAUCGCUCAAAUGAUGGGUCUCAACAAAGGAGUAGUUCCAUUUUCCUUCCGGGAUGUUGUCGUCGAUGUCAAUGAUUUAUGGUUUCGUCUCAUCAACUUUGACAGAUAUUUAUGUCUGAUGCUUGGUCUUCCCCAAAGUUCACCCGAUGAGCCGUUACCUUAUGUGGAAGAACUGGAAUCAUAUCCAUCCUACCGAAAGUUGCAGAAUCUUUGUUCGAUUGCGUGUGGGAAGCUCUUGAACCGGAAACGAUCAGAGAUAUAUGAUCAGACCAUCACUCAAGAGGUUGACAAAAUUCUUCGAGAUGCCUGCACGUCGAUGCCAGCACAAUGGUGGAUCAUGCCUACUCUCGCGCCGCACCUGGAAUUACCUGACAGGAUCCGGGAAACAUCUCGUUUUAACGAUCAUUUUAUGCAGUAUCAUCUUUUGCUUCAGUUGCACAUGCCUUACUUACUCAAAGACGGUAGUAAAGAGAACUGCGGUUAUCACAAGCUCACUGCAAUAACAGCAAGUCGAGAGAUCUUGACACGAUUCAUCUCGGUCCGAUCGAUGCCUCAAACAAAAACGCAUUGCCGUGGAACUGACCUCAUCGCUUUCAAGGCAUCUACGGCAUUGACACUUGGACAUAUCCUUUGUGACCAUCGCCAUAAAAGAAUCGAAGAUAAUGGAUACCAUUUCAUUGUUCAACAGCGAUUGAGCGAUCGAGGUCUGCUGGAACAGGUGCUUUCUAUAGCAGAAAAGAAUAUGCAAAUCUUUGAUGACGAUAUCUCUAAACGGCUAGCGACACUUCUUCACUAUCUCCUCGCCAUGGAGGAUAAUGUCACAGCUGGUGUGCGAUACAAUGUAUCAUUCACGGAAGAUGCCAUAAAAGAUGGGAACUUAGGCCAUCAUGUCAAAGCCAAUAACGAUGGCACCGAGCUAGAGAUUCACCUCCCUCACUACCCAGUGAUAAAGAUCUUACGUCGUGAUCCAGAAGGGAAGGAACCUUUGCCGGCUGUGAUGGAGCUACCUUGGGGCAAUGUACUGGCUGAUAACAGAGUAGGCAGAAGAGCGAAUGUUGGGAUGGCAGGUUCCUAUCCGGGCGUUGAUAUUGCUGAACCAUUGUCGUCAACGGGAGUUGAGAGUUCCAGAGACGAUCUGACGUUAGAUGCAGAACUUCCGCAGAUUAUACCAGGAGGUUCAGUUCCAGAUACAUGGACGUUGGAAGGGAUUGAUAUGAGCUUUAUGGAUACUUUCACGGAUGGGCCAGCUGUUGUAUAA